Molecule: messenger RNA, 2029 nt
Organism: Cicer arietinum (chickpea)
Lineage: Eukaryota; Viridiplantae; Streptophyta; Magnoliopsida; Fabales; Fabaceae
Source: RefSeq, a predicted model, not a curated record
AUUAUCUAUCAAAUUUUUCUCAUCCUUCAACACAAACAACGUCCACACCAAUUAAGGUGACAGUCAAUAGUCGCACACAUUACAACCAAAAGAAAAAUAGUAAAAAAAAAUCAAGUGUGAGAGAGAAAAUUAACAAUCAAAUUAAGAGCAAUAGCAAAAUUAGCAAGUAAUUCUAACGGUUAGGAAGGGGAUGGUGAUGGCCGUGACCGCCAAGUCACGGCGUCCCAAGACGAUGCCGGAGGCCGCAACCCUCGGCAUCCUCGCCUUCGACGCCGGUAAGACCAUGUGUCGAUUGAUCUCUCUCUACAACUCUCUCUCAGGAGACGAAAUCACCAAACUCCACAAUGAAGUUAUUAAAUCCAAAGGAGUAACAUAUUUGAAUUCCAACGUUGAAAAUUUCCUCCUCAACCUCGCCGCCGCCGAACGCCUGGAGGAGCUCGAUAAAAACGCUGCAACCGUCUCCCGUCUUGGACAAAAGUGUUCUGACCUCGGCCUCUCACGGUUCGACCUUGUUUAUGCCGAUCUCAAACAUGGUGUAAUUGACCUUCGCAAGCUCCAGUAUGGCUCCCGAAGCGCCAACAAGAUUGUCGAGAAAACGGAGAGACUUGUCUCCGCAACAGCCAGUCUCCACUCUGCCAUGGAAUACAUGACAGAGCUGGAGACUGCGGAAAAAAAAAGACAACAACAACAACAACGUUGUUGGAACACAAAAACAAUUUGUCAAAAAACAAACGUGGAAUAUUUCAACGAGAAAUUAGUUUCCCAAAGAAAGCAAGUGCAACAUUUCAAGGAAACAUCAUUAUGGAAACAAACAUUUGACAAAACGGUUGGGAUCAUGGCAAGGCUUGUUUGCAUUGUGUAUGCAAGAAUAUGCUCCGUUUUCGGAGCAUAUAUUAAUAACAGUCAUACUGACAACAAUAAAUCGGCGUUCAUUGAUUUUGGAUUGGAUAAUUGUUGCCUUCUGGAACACCGCGAGUUUUAUGAGAUUAAAACUCGCAGUCUUUCAGAAUGGUACGAGGAAUCGCUUCAUAAGCGUAUGACAAAGUCAGGGCCUGUUUCAAAAACAGCAGCAACAGCUAAAAUGAUUAGGUUUAUCAACAAUCCUAUGCCAAUGGAUUUUUCUUCUGGUGGUGGUGGUGGAAUUAAGAAAACGUUGAACGGUAAUAACAAUAAGGUUUUGAAGUUAGCGCCGUCGUCCACCGUGGGUGGAGUCGGGCUGUCAUUGAGGUAUGCUAAUGUGAUUCUAUUGGCCGAGCGUUGCCUCCACGCGCCGGCGACAGUCGGAGAGGAAGCGCGCGAGGCAUUGUACGAGAUGUUACCGGGGAAGUUGAGGGCGAAGGUGAGGUCAAAACUGAAGGGACGGCUGGCGAAAGAGGAUGAUGAAGGAAGUAACGGACACUCGCUGGCCGAAGGGUGGCAGGAGGCGGUGGAGGAGCUAAUGGAAUGGCUAUCUCCGGUGGCACACGACACGGUUCGGUGGCAGGCGGAGCGACAUUUGGAGAAGACGAAAUUCGAGAUGAAGCCGACAGCUAUGCUUCUGCAGACUCUGCAUUACUCUGACUUAGAGAAGGCAGAGGCUGCAAUUGUGGAAGUGUUGGUUGGAUUGAGUUGUAUAUAUUGGUGUGAGAGAAAGUUGUAGCGAAAGAGAUGUAUAAUUGAUAUAAUUAGGAGUAAUUACAUGAAUUUUGAAAUUUUAAUUUAUGGUGUUACUGUUAAUUUUAUGAAAUUAUGAUUGUUUUGUGGUUGUUUAUUGCAGUGUGGUUGAUAGUUGAUACAAUAUGUAGCAAUCAUGAGAUCAUAGUUUUAAACUACAGUUAGUAAUUGUAAUUGGUAUGGUGCUUUGUGGCUUAAUUGUUGCCUGUUUUGAUUAAUAAGGGAAGAUGUUCUAUUCUAGGUUUUGGUAUAAUAUAAUUUAUGGUUAGUAGUAGGAACAAAUUAGUUUGAGUACUUUUUAUAGCUUCUGAAUGUGUUCAAUUUAAAUUUCAAUUAAUGUACCCUUUGAAUUAUUAAGGAGGAAAUUGUGUUGCUA